This is a messenger RNA of Stegodyphus dumicola, 687 nucleotides long. RefSeq names its product piggyBac transposable element-derived protein 4-like. NCBI's taxonomy places the organism in Eukaryota, Metazoa, Arthropoda, Arachnida, Araneae, Eresidae. The record is from RefSeq and is a predicted model, not a curated record.
AUGUGGAAUUUCGUCACGGUUUUGGAUGUUUGUGACGGAGCCCCCAGGAAUCACAUAGAGGUUGAUGCGGCCGUUCGUUGCUAUCCUAGCCCACACAGAACGGCGGACGGGGAUCAUUUUGACCCCUUUAAUUUUGUCAUGGAGAGUCGUGUUUUUGAGGUCUACAAAGUGUCUAGUGCUUUCAAGCUUUUUAUUCAUGAUGAUAUCUUGCUGCAUAUAAAGAAAUGUACAGAAUCCGAAGCUCAUCGGCAACUUGGAAAUAAAGACUGGACGUUAUCUCUGGCUGACUUAGAUGCUUUAGUCGCUAUACUGUAUGUUCGAGGAGUAAUAGGAUCAAAGGGCUUAGAUUUAUAUCCCUUGUGGUCCGAAGUGUGGGGAAUACCAUUUUGCAAAGAAACUAUAUCAAGAGAUGGAUUCAAAAAAGUAAAACGAUUUUUAAGGUUCGAUGAAAAGACAACAAGAUCGACUCGAUUACAGACUGAUAAAUUUGCUCUUGCAUCAGACAUGUGGGACAAAUUUAUUGAAAGCUGUAAAACGGGCUACCGGCCAGGACAAAAUAUUACAGUUGAUGAACAAUUAUUCCCAUCUAAAGCUAGGUGUAGAUUUACACGAUAUAUGCCUAAUAAACCUGAAAAAUUUGGAAUAAUAUUUGGUUAUAUGUCGAAGUUGAUACUAAAUACCUCUUGA